AUGUUCUCCAAGACCGCCGUCGCCAUCACCUCCUUCUUGGCCAUUGCCGAGGCCGUCAAGGUCACCUCGCCCGCCAAGGGCGACAACUGGGACCUCUCCCAGACCCACGAGAUCAAAUGGGAGACCGUCUCCAGCGACCCCAAGAGCUUCGAGAUUGUCAUCGUCAACCAGUCCGGCUACCCCCAGGUCUCCGAGACCAUCGCCACCGUCCAGGCUGCCGAUGGCAAGUACGAGCUGAAGGACGCCAAGGUCGCCGCCGGCAGUGCCUACCAGAUCAACCUCGUCUCCGUCGACCCCGAGAACUCUGGCAUUCUGGCCCAGUCCAACCAGUUCAACUUCAUUGGCUCUGACGAUUCCUCUUCCGCCUCUGCCUCUGACUCUGCUUCCGCUACGGCGUCGGCCAGCGCCUCGGGCUCUGCUGCCUCUGCCUCUGUUACCGGUUCGUCAUCCUCGGCUUCUAGCUCCGCGGCCUCUGCCACUGCCACGGCCACCCAGAGUUCCGGCCUGACCACCGUGACCACAGCGACCACCGGCUCUGCCGCUGCCACUGCCUCUGCCUCUGGAACCGCUGCCUCUCACGCCUCCAGCUCCGGUACCGCCACUGGCUCCGCUGCCUCCGGGAAAUCCACUGCCCCCAGCAGCGCCUCCGCUAUCAAGUCCACUUUCGCCAUCUUGGGCUCCGUCGCCGUUGCCGCCUACAUGCUCUUGUAA
This is a messenger RNA of Colletotrichum orchidophilum, 711 nucleotides long. RefSeq names its product developmentally Regulated MAPK Interacting protein. NCBI's taxonomy places the organism in Eukaryota, Fungi, Ascomycota, Sordariomycetes, Glomerellales, Glomerellaceae. The coding region runs from base 1 to 711 and encodes 236 amino acids. The transcript is spliced from 2 exons. The record is from RefSeq and is a predicted model, not a curated record.